AGCGAAGACGGUAGUUCGGAGACUCGGACUCCGACCACCCUCCACACGGCCACUGUCAGAAACGGUCUGUCUCUCUCUCUGUCUCUCUCUCAUGGCAUUUUUAUCGUCUUCCUCAAAGACCGGUCAUAGUUAUCUAAGGAAAAGAAGAAAAUGGCCACUCUCUCCUUACAAAGCCAAAUGGCACCAAAUCUUUAGCCAACAACAAGCCAUGUACGCUCUCAAGAAAGCUGCACGAAGUCCACAGCAAAAUGAAGAAGACGGCGACGAUGAUUAUGGAAAUUCCGGCAAGCCCAAUCUUCUCUCCACUCUCGCAGACUCCUUCAGCAUCUACAACUGCGAUCCCACCCCAAGCGCCUACCACUUUGUCAUCAAAACCCUCACUAAAACCUCCCAGUUCCACCAGCUCCCUCAAAUUCUUGAUCGCCUCGAAUUCGUCGAGAAAUUCGAAACCCCAGAACGCAUUUUCAUCGACCUCAUCGAAAUCUAUGGCGAUGCUGGCAGAAUUCAAGAAGCCUUUGAUCUCUUCUUCAGAAUCCCCAGCUUCAGGUGCGUCCCUUCCGUGCAUUCUCUCAAUGCUCUGCUGUCGAUUCUCAGUGGAAACGGCGAAUUUCGCGGACUUGUACCACAUAUCUUGUUGAAGAGUCGGCUUAUGAACAUUCGGAUUGAGGAAUCCACUUUUCGUAUAUUAAUUGCCACUCUCUGUAGAAUUAGAAGGCAUAGUUUCGCAAUUCAGUUAUUAGGCUAUAUGUUAAGUUAUGGGUACAGUUUAGAUGUAAGAAUUUGCUCUUUGAUACUGUCAUCGCUGUGUCAGCUCAAGGAUUUAUCUAGUGCAGAGGCUAUGCGUUUCUUGGAUCAAGCGAGGGCAAUAGGGUUUAUCCCUGGCAGGGUGGAUUACUGCAAUGUGAUUAGGUCUUUGGUGAAGAAGGGGAGAGGUACGGAUGCCUCGGAUGUGUUGAAUCAGAUGAAAAUAGAUGGAAUGAAGCCUGACAUUGUUUGUUAUACAAUGGUUCUGAGUGGGAUUAUUGGAGAAGGGGAGCAUCUGAAAGCAGAAGAGCUGUUCGAUGAAAUUCUUGUGUUGGGUUUGGUUCCUGAUAUUUACACCUACAAUGUUUUUAUUAAUGGGCUUUGUAAGCAGAAUAAUGUGCAAGCAGCUUUUAAGAUGCUUGGUUCAAUGGAGGAGUUGGGGUGUAAACCUAAUUUGAUUACUUAUAAUAUGUUAUUAGAAGCAUUGUGUGAAGUCGGGGAAUUAAGUUGGGCAAGGAAUCUAGUGAGGGAGAUGGGGUUAAAGGGUGUACGGAAAAACUCACAUACAUAUAGAAUACUGGUUGGUGGUUUAGUCAGCAAAGGUGAAAUUUUUGAAGCUUGUGCUUUUUUGGAGGAAAUGUUGGAUAAGUGUUGGGUUCCAAAGUCUUCCAUGGUUGAUGAUAUAAUCUGUGGUUUGUGUGAAAAUCAUUUGGCUUGUAAAGCAAUUGAUUUGCUCGAAACAGUGGUUGGUAGAAAUGCAGUUCCUGGGGCUAGGGCAUGGGAAUCACUCCUUGUUGACUCCACAUUCCAACUGGCAUCUGCAGAGACCUUGUUGACUAAUUUGAUAAACUCAAUGCAAACUCUGCCAAUUACAUUGGCAGAACAUUAACUUCUGCAGCAAAUCUUGCUUACCGUUGCAUAUGAUAUUGAUGACUAGACAACUGUAUAUUUGGUGCUAUACUGGAUAUCACCUUGAACCUUCAUCCUCACCCAUUCCUUUCUCUCAAAAUUUUGCUGGCCUGUAGUCCGUAGUAUGUCAUUUACAUGUGGACAGUGAGGUGAUAGAUGGCUUGCCAUAGUUUAUACCUAAUACAAUGUUCAGUUUUCAUGAAAAAACAUCCAUGUGAUAAUAUUGUACAAAAAGACGUAUUUUCACUUGGCAUUGUGCUCUAUAAUUUCACACAUCUUUUGUACUUUUUUGUUGAAUUGUAAAAUCAUUUCUAGCAUUCAAAGUCCAACAUAGGGACCGUGCUAUUC
This is a messenger RNA of Malania oleifera, 2001 nucleotides long. RefSeq names its product pentatricopeptide repeat-containing protein At2g38420, mitochondrial. Lineage: Eukaryota; Viridiplantae; Streptophyta; Magnoliopsida; Santalales; Ximeniaceae. Gene Ontology annotation, molecular function: protein binding. The coding region runs from base 92 to 1633 and encodes 513 amino acids. The record is from RefSeq and is a predicted model, not a curated record. The transcript has a single exon.